Messenger RNA from Linum tenue, 2910 nucleotides. Lineage: Eukaryota; Viridiplantae; Streptophyta; Magnoliopsida; Malpighiales; Linaceae. The record is from the annotation of a GenBank genome assembly.
ACGGUUCGACGGCUGACUGAGCACCGGGCCAAAUCUAAUACGACGGCGUUCAUUGCAGAAAGGAAGUGAAAACGCGAAAUUUGAUCGUUGAUACCGACGGAGUACCGGUUCGUGAACGUUGUUUGAAGAAGAGGAGGGAAAAUUCUUUCGUCAUUGACGGUGGGAUGCAGAGCUGUUGCUUGACGAACAAUAACAGUUGCUGCUUGACGAAACUGUGCUGCUCUCAGUCACAGAAGCUGUGCGAACGGCGGCUAUCAAUGACAAUCGGCGAAAACUAAGGUCUCUCUGUCUCCCAGCCACUCUCCUACAUUCUUUUCGAAUUGGGGGCGUCCUGAAAUCAAUGGAGUUACGCUAUUGGGCUUCCUAAAAACCCUAAGAUUUGGGGAUUUUUCUUUCAAGCUACCUCUGAAGUCAAAGUUACAGGGAAGUUUCAAAAAGUCGACGGCGAGGGUAAGUGAGAAAUCGCAAAGAUCGAUUGGUAGGGUAUUGAUUGAGAUCACUUCGACUGAAUUUGUCGGAGACGGGGGGUUUUAAUUUGGUCGCCGGGGAGGGCUUGUUGGUGGUGGUGAUCCCGUCGGAAACCUCAUCUUCAAAAUGGAAGAGAAUCAAUCAACCUCUGUGAAAGUCAAAGACGCUGUCCACAGAUUACAGCUUUCCUUACUCGACGGUAUCCAGAAUGAAGACCAGCUAUUUGCAGCUGGGUCAUUGAUGUCUCGGGGUGACUAUCAGGAUGUCGUGGUUGAACGCUCUAUUGCGAAAGCUCUGUGGUUAUCCUCUCUGCAAGAAUUCUUUGCCUUCUGAUCAGCCUAGAAAUGGCCGGUACCGCAUUUCUCUUAAGGAACACAAAGUUUAUGACCAACAAGAGACGUACAUGUACUGCUCGUCCAGUUGUCUUGUUAACAGUCGAGCUUUUGGCGGGAGCUUGCAGGAAGAGCGAUCCAUGGUUCAGAAUCCAGCAAAACUCGCCGAGAUUUUGAGGCUGUUUGACAAACUGAGCUUGGAUUCUGCUGAGGGUAUGGGUAAGAAUGGCGAUUUGGGAAUGUUGAAUUUGAUGAUCCAGGAGAAGGCUGAAACCAAAGCUGGCGAGGUGUCUUUGGAAGAUUGGGUUGGUCCAUCAAAUGCAAUUGAAGGUUAUGUGCCUCAAAGAGAUCGCAGCUGCAAGACUUCAUCACCAGCAAAAGGUCAAAUUGCAGAUAAAGUCAAAUCGAGUUCAGAGAAGUAUUCAUUUGUCAAGUGACUUGGACUUCACAAGCACCAUCAUCAUUAGGUGAUGAAUGUAGCAUCUCUAAGUCUCCUUCAAGCUCGGCAACAUCUAGUGCGGCAGUGAAGGAUAUAGAAGGGAAGGGAUCUAGUGGAAAGUUCAAGGCUCAAUCAGUCUGGUUCAACAAAGAUGAAUUCGGGUAAAAUCUCAAGAACUUCCAACUCAGGCAAGGCUAAAGCGGUCAAGAUAGAUGGGAUCGGGCCAUCAAGACAUGGCUUCACCAUCAAAUCCUCAAAGCACUUACCAGUUUGAUCAAUGAUGGAGCUAAAGAGACCAAUGAAGUUGACAUCGGAUCUGAGUUUUGCCAAUCCAGGCUGAGGCCCUCUCUUAAGUCUCCUGGUGCAAAGAAACUAGGUCGGUCUGUUACUUGGGCUGAUGGGGAAGUUGGUACUUCCAAAAUAGUGGUCUUCAUGAGGAUAGGGAAAUGAAAAAGGAACUCCACCGAUACUUUGAUUUCUUCUGAUGCUACGUGCAAAGGAGAUGAUGAUAACAGUUUGUUGCUUGAAUCGGCCGAAGCCUGUGCAAUGGCUCUCAGGCAAGCAGCAGAAGCCGCUGUAUCUGGAGAGGUUGACAUUGCUGAUGCCAUUUCUGAAGCUGGGUUAAUCAUAUUACCUCAAGCAGACACUACUGAUCAUAACAAGUUCAUGGAAGAUGAUAAUAUGGAAGGCCAAGAGUCUGUAGAUACUAAGUGGCCCAGCAAGCCUGGUAUUCCUCGAACUGAUAUGUUCGACCCUGAGGACUCCUGGUACGAUGGUCCUCCAGAAGGAUUCAGCUUGGAGUUGUCCCCAUUUGCAACAAUGUGGAUGGCACUCUUUGGGUGGGUAACCUCAUCAAGCUUGGCCUACAUAUACGGGAAAGAUGAAAGCUCCCACGAAGAUUAUCUAUCGGUUAACGGGAGGGAGUACCCUCAUAAAAUUGUCUUAGCAGAUGGCCGCUCUUCUGAGAUCAAACGAACUGUCGAGGGUUGUCUAGCUCGGGCCUUACCUGCUGUGGUCACCGAUCUGAGGCUACCAAUACCAAAUUCUACCUUGGAGCAAGGAGUGGGACGUCUGUUGAACACGAUGGGAUUCACGGAUGCAAUUCCAGCACUCAGAAUGAAACAAUGGCAAGUGAUAGCUAUUCUGUUCCUGGAAGCUCUAUCUAUAUGUCGGAUCCCGGCUCUUGCCGCUCACAUCAGCAAUAGGAGGGGGGUAAUCCACCAGGUGUUGGAGGGUGCUCGUAUUGGUACAGAAGACUAUGCAGUGAUGAAAGAUUUAAUGACGCCUUUGGGGCGACUACCUGAUUUUGCAUCACAGAGUGGAGCCUAGUUAUUGUCUAACGAGUAUAACUGGACAGCUUCCAACGAUCCUUCCGAAAGUCGGAUCGCACUAGAACGAGUGUUUUUGCUUCGAGGUUGUUGAUUGAUUAACUUCUGGUUGGUUGCCAUCUCGUGUCCUUCAACUAGAACAUCAACACAUACUAUUAAGUAGAAACCGAACCAUGGAGGGAGUUUUGAAGUCGAAUUGUCCACCGCAACACCUUCUAUCUAAACUUUCGAUUCGUCGCACUGUAAUGAGAUUUCGAAUAUACGAACAGCUGGAUUGAAUGUCAUGUCUCCAAGACUAACGAUUUCAAUGAAUACUAGAGUAUAACAAUAAAUUUGUGAUGAA